Molecule: messenger RNA, 806 nt
Organism: Cyprinodon tularosa
Lineage: Eukaryota; Metazoa; Chordata; Actinopteri; Cyprinodontiformes; Cyprinodontidae
Exons: 4
Coding region: 229-576 (115 amino acids)
Source: RefSeq, a predicted model, not a curated record
CCCUUAUGUGUCUGGGACUGGAGGGUUGAAGCAUAUAUGUUUCAUUAGCCUGAGAGACAUUAUCAACACUGUCUUCCACUUGCCUUCCCUUGAGAAUUCUUCUUGUACUGUAUACCUGAUUGCUCAGACCUAUUUCUGCACGGACUUUUAAAUUUUCCUUAGCUGGACUGAGGAGGGGAAAAGAGAGCCAAGACCUUAAGGAUUACUAAAGACUCAAAAGAAGUCAAGAUGUUGAUCACAAUGCUAACUGCCAUGUAUGUGAUGGUUAAAGUUGUAGAAUCGAUUGCAGUCCAAUUUGCACAGCAAGAGGAGCCGUUGCCUUACAUGGUAUCUCAGCCUUUGCCUUGGCAAGUUCACUCAGUGUCUCACAGCCGAAGGAGCAGCAAAGCAGAAGAGUUCGAUGGCUACAGGAGGAACAGCAUAGGUGUAUACAGAAAGAGCUCCAGUACCAGCAAUGGCACAUGUGGCACACCUUUGGUUCCUCCUCUGAGCCCCAUUGAGGUUGAAAAAGCUGCCUCUACCAUUCAGAGCCACUACAGGAAGUUCCAGCAGAAGAAACAUAAGAAUGACAAAUAGACGGAUGCAGAGGAUCACUGUUGUGGAUGCAGCAACUUUCAAAGGAAAGAAGAAGCAGGCAUGCUGAGCGGAUUCACCUCAGGUUAUGCAUAACAGCCUAUAAAUAAAUUAACAUAUUCUGAAAUCUAGAGUAGUCCUAAAAUUACGUCAGAGGAAGAUAAACAGUAACAUAAAGCAAUAGCCUUCAUAACAAACAUUGCUUGUUGUACAUUAAGUAUUGAAGAUGAUAA